Molecule: messenger RNA, 1235 nt
Organism: Ilex paraguariensis (yerba mate)
Lineage: Eukaryota; Viridiplantae; Streptophyta; Magnoliopsida; Aquifoliales; Aquifoliaceae
Source: the annotation of a GenBank genome assembly
CAGAAUACCUACUUCUGAAAAAACUCCAAACAACCCUCUUUUUCUUCCGAGUUCCCAUACAUAAAAAGCUCACACACCUCUGCUUCAUUCUUCUCUCUCUCUCUCUCUCUCUCUCACUCUCACAGACACACAAACACACCCAAACAUGGCCUCCUUCUUCUGUUCUGCUAAAUUUUUCUUGCUUAUCUUUCUCAUAUCAGCCAUCCCCAUCGCCAUCAUCUUACGCCUCGAAAUAGCCAAGCCAACAACCCACGUGUACGAGUACCACGGCAAUGGGUGGAUGAGGGAAUGCAGCAAGUGGGACGAUCUUAACCGUCGAUUCCUCGUCUCUUUCUUUGACGGCGGUAUUGGUGAGAUUCCGGUCCCCAACGACUACUCUCCGGGCACCAUCUUGGAGGAAUUUCCCCUCGUCAAAGACUUUGACUUGGCUGGUAAUGCCUCGCUCGGCUUUGCCAUCGACCGGAUGAGGAAUCGGUUACUAUUGGUCGUCGCCGACGUUCUUGGGAAUCGGUACGGUGCAGUCGCGGCAUACGAUUUGACCACAUGGAAGCGGUUGUUUCUCACUCAACUCAGUGGCCCAGGGGAUGAGAAAUCCUUUGCAGACGAUGUAGCAGUUGACGCAGAAGGUAAUUUCUAUGUGACAGAUGCCAAAGGAAGUAAGAUUUGGAAGGUGGGGGUAGACGGAGAAUUCCUAUAUGUGAUAAGAAGUCCACUCUUCACUCCAAAAGAGUGGUACAAAAGUCUAGUUGGACUUAAUGGACUCGUUUACCAUCCAAAUGGAUACUUACUAGUCGUUCAUACUUUUUCUGGCAAUUUACUUAAAAUUGAGUUAGGUAAGGGAGAUGAAGUUAAGUUAGUUAAUAUAGUGGAAGGUCCACUGAGAUUUGGGGAUGGCUUAGAGCUCUUGUCCCCGACUAAGCUUGUAGUUGCAGGGAACCCUUCUAGAUUGGUUGAGAGCAAUGACGAUUGGGAGACGGCCACCAUUGUCGGCAAGUUCCAGGGUCCGAUGCAUCGAAUCACCACAGCAGCAACUGUGAAGGAUGGGAGGGUGUAUUUGAACCACAUAUUUGGUUUGGGAUACCCUAAGAAAAAGCAUGUCAUCGUUGAGGCUGAUUUUUCAUCUUAGGAUGAAGCACAAUCCAAUUUUACUAAGGUGUGAUCAUGUUCAAGAUCAAUCUUUUAACUCUCUCUCCAUGUAUUUUUAGGGGUGUGUUAAAGUGUUGUUAUACGUGGAU